AUGGAUUUCUUUGGAAGCGUAUUUGGAAAAGGAGCCUCAUACGGUACUCUGAACUCUUAUCGAGCUGCGAUAGGCCAUAUCAUUGGAGGAGAACUUACACAAGAUCCUCGAGUGAAAAAAUUUUUCAGAGGUGCGUACAAUAUACGUCCCAACCCUCCGAAGUAUGAGGACACAUGGGAUCCGGAAUUGGUUCUCAAUCUUGCUCGUAAACUCCCUAAUGACGGUAUCACUCUUGAGCAGCUGAAACGGAAAUUAGCUGUACUCCUGGCUAUCUGCACUGGGCAGAGGGCAGUCUCUACAUAA
Molecule: messenger RNA, 303 nt
Organism: Acanthoscelides obtectus
Lineage: Eukaryota; Metazoa; Arthropoda; Insecta; Coleoptera; Chrysomelidae
Source: the annotation of a GenBank genome assembly